AUGUCCACCAAUGAGAAUGCUAAUUCGCCAGCUGCCCACCUUAGCAGAUUCAAGAACAAGGGGAAAGACAGUACAGAAAUGAGGCGGCGCCGAAUAGAAGUUAAUGUGGAGCUGAGGAAAGCUAAGAAGGAUGACCAGAUGCUGAAAAGAAGAAAUGUGAAAACUCACAUCAGUGAACAAGCCGUAUGGGCUCUAGGAAAUAUUGCAGGUGAUGGUUCAGCUUUCCGAGACUUGGUUAUCAAGUAUGGUGCAGUUGACCCACUGUUGGCUCUUCUAGCAGUUCCUGAUAUGUCAUCUUUAGCAUGUGGUUACUUACGUAAUCUGACCUGGACACUUUCAAACCUUUGUCGCAACAAGAAUCCUGUACCCCCAUUAGAUGCUGUUGAGCAGAUUCUUCCUACUUUAGUUCGUCUCCUGCAUCAUGAUGAUCCAGAAGUAUUAGCAGAUAGCUGCUGGGCCAUUUCCUACCUUACUGAUGGUCCAAAUGAACGGAUUGAAAUGGUUGUGAAAACAGGAGUUGUGCCCCAACUUGUGAAGCUCCUAGGAGCUACUGAAUUGCCAAUUGUGACUCCUGCCCUAAGAGCCAUAGGAAAUAUUGUCACUGGGACAGACGAACAGACGCAAGUUGUAAUAGAUGCAGGAGCACUUGCCAUCUUUCCCAGCCUACUAAUGAACUCCAAAACUAAUAUUCAGAAGGAAGCUACGUGGACAAUGUCAAACAUCACAGCUGGCCGCCAGGACCAGAUACAGCAAGUUGUGAAUCAUGGAUUAGUCCCAUUCCUCAUUGUUGUUCUUGCUAAGGCGGACUUUCAGACACAAAAGGAGGCUGUAUGGGCUGUGAGCAACUAAACAAGUGGUGGAACAGUUGAACAAAUUGUAUACCUCGUUCAUUGUGGCGUAAUAGAACCACUGAUGAACCUCUUAACUGCAAAAGAUGCCAAAAUUAUUCUGUUUAUUCUGGAUGCCAUUUCAAAUAUAUUCCAGGCUGCUGAGAAACUAGGUGAAACUGAGAAACUAAGUAUAAUGAUUGAAGAAUGUGGAGGUUUGGACAAAAUUGAAGCUCUACAAUACCAUGAAAAUGAGUCUGUGUACAAAGCGUCACUAAACUUGAUUGAGAAAUAUUUUUCUGUAGAGGAAGAGGAAGAUCAAAAUGUUGUGCCAGAAACUACCUCUGAAGGUUAUACAUUCCAAGUUCAGGAUGGCACUCCUGUGACCAUUAACUUUUAG
Messenger RNA from Myotis davidii, 1227 nucleotides. Its product is annotated as importin subunit alpha-1-like. Gene Ontology annotation, biological process: NLS-bearing protein import into nucleus. Gene Ontology annotation, molecular function: nuclear import signal receptor activity; protein binding. NCBI's taxonomy places the organism in Eukaryota, Metazoa, Chordata, Mammalia, Chiroptera, Vespertilionidae. The record is from RefSeq and is a predicted model, not a curated record. Gene Ontology annotation, cellular component: nucleus.